GCCAGAGCUCCUGCAGGGUGACCCGCACUGAGGCUGUGCUCUGCAGAGGCGCACACACGCACACACACAUGUGGCCACACCUCUGACUGAUGGACACACCGGUGUGACCUUUGGAUGCAAGACAAGUCACCUCCAAACUUCUCCAGUGCAGAGACCAUGAUGAUGAAAGCCUUUGCGAGACAAGGAGAGGGCGAAGAGGACGUCAGCCCCGUGCAGUGGAUGGACGGCGACAUGAGUUCGCCUGACGGAGAUGUACCUUUGACCUCGCGGCGCUACAGGAUGAGCGGCGCCAACCAACAACCCAGAGAGGAGGGCAGUGAGGAGGCCGAGGAAGAUGAGGAGGAAGAAGAGGGUGGCCGCGAGGGUGAAAAUGAAUCCAAACAAUGCGGCCCCAAGAGGAGGCGUGUGACCAAAGCCAGGCAGGAGCGCUUCCGUGCCCGGCGCAUUAAAGCCAACGCCAGGGAGCGCUCACGCAUGCAUGGCCUCAACGAUGCUCUUGAGAACCUGCGCAGCAUCAUGCCUUGCCACUCAAAAACACAAAAACUGUCCAAAAUCGAGACGCUGCGGCUGGCCCGUAACUACAUCUGUGCUCUCUCGGCCGCCCUGGAGGGGGGGCUGUCCAUGGAGAGCCGGGCUUUCAUGGAGACCCUGUGCAAGGGCCUGUCCCAGCCCACCACCAACCUCGUGGCGGGCUGCCUUCAACUGGGCCCUGUGCCAGCUGUUGGAGGGAGGCCUGACGACAGACUCCGGCCGCCCCCUGUGCCUCUGGGCGGCAUGGCCAACUACUCCUCCCCAGGCCUGCCGAGUCCACCCUAUGGCAGUUUUGACUCGGCUCACCUGCUCCAUCUGAGGGCCAUGAAAGGCGGGGGCUACGAGAGCCAUUCGCCACAUGAGUACACCACAGGUGGCGUGGGAACCCCACCCUACGAGGGGCCCCCGACCCCACCUCUGAGCAUCAGCAGCACCCUGGUCAGCAAACAGGAGCCAUCUCCUCACUACUUACCGCCAUCCCACUACUCCCCGUCCCCGGUGGACCACGGCCUGUACCAGUCUCAGAGCGCCUAUGGUGUCCAGGCCUCAUAUGACUCCUACGUCACCCCCCGACAGAUAACCCCCGCCUACAGGGACUGAGAGAGUGGCAGCGUGGGGUUGGGGGGUGCACAAUAGACUAGCUGAUUUUAGAGCAAUCAUACUUGACAUAAGUUCCGUUUCCUUUCCAAACUCGUUACCAAAUGGAUCCACGUGGGACGGAUCGCCCCAAUGGCCCACAAAUACACAAGCACUUGUAGUCUGUCUGAUCUAGGGUCAGAUAUUCUAUAGUCUGUCUGAUCUAGGGUCAGGUAUUCUACACAAUGAAAGUAUGUUUUAUUUAUUGCCUAAUUUAUCAUCUACGUGUCUUCUGCUUUCUUCUGUGUUUUAGUGACCUUUUGUCUUUUGUCUGUACUUUUCUUUGUCGUGUAUUUUGAAGUGCAGUAGUGUUUUUUGGUGCACUGGGGGUGGGGGGUCCGGGGGG
Messenger RNA from Doryrhamphus excisus (bluestripe pipefish), 1513 nucleotides. RefSeq names its product neurogenic differentiation factor 4-like. Gene Ontology annotation, biological process: camera-type eye development; positive regulation of transcription by RNA polymerase II; axon development. NCBI's taxonomy places the organism in Eukaryota, Metazoa, Chordata, Actinopteri, Syngnathiformes, Syngnathidae. The record is from RefSeq and is a predicted model, not a curated record. Gene Ontology annotation, cellular component: nucleus. Gene Ontology annotation, molecular function: protein dimerization activity; DNA-binding transcription factor activity, RNA polymerase II-specific; E-box binding.